Exophiala bonariae is the source of this 1857-nucleotide messenger RNA. RefSeq lists its product as uncharacterized. The coding region runs from base 1 to 1857 and encodes 618 amino acids. Gene Ontology annotation, molecular function: dihydroorotate dehydrogenase activity. Gene Ontology annotation, cellular component: cytoplasm; mitochondrial inner membrane. The transcript has a single exon. Gene Ontology annotation, biological process: 'de novo' pyrimidine nucleobase biosynthetic process; pyrimidine ribonucleotide biosynthetic process. The record is from RefSeq and is a predicted model, not a curated record. NCBI's taxonomy places the organism in Eukaryota, Fungi, Ascomycota, Eurotiomycetes, Chaetothyriales, Herpotrichiellaceae.
AUGAGGCCAACAUUGCGAGGUCUGCUCUUCAGAGCUUCAAAUCCACGUCUACGGCUUGCAAGUUCACCAAGCUUUCACCAGCCCCGACUUGUCCGACCUCUGCUACGAAGACCAGUCUCUACAAACCAGCAGGCACAGCCCGUCACUUCGCGUAUUGUAAAUUUCUUUUAUGGCGCAACUCUUGUACUUGGUCUUGGCAUAGCAUAUGUCUACGUCACAGAUACCCGAGCGAGUGUCCAUCGCUACGUGGUAAUUCCAGCUCUACGGCUGAUAUACCGUGAUCCCGAAGAGGCCCAUCACGCUGGCAAUCAUAUCCUGAAGAGCCUCUGGGAUUUCGGCAUACAUCCCAGGGAAAGAGGUGAUCCAGACAGCAAGAAAGACUUGGAGACAGAGGUCUUUGGUCAAAAACUUCGGAAUCCCAUUGCUACAUCUGCAGGUAUCGACAAGCAUGCUGACAUUCCUGAUGUACUAUUUGCUAUUGGCCCAGCUAUCAUUGAGAUUGGAGGAACCACUCCUCUGCCACAGAAUGGCAACCCUCAACCCAGAGUCUUUCGCCUGACAUCUCAACAGGCCAUCAUCAACAGAUACGGUUUGAAUUCGGAAGGUGCUGAUCAUGUAGCAAUGAGAUUGAGAAACCGUGUCCGGAAAUAUGCACAGUCACUGGGCCUUGGGCAUGACGAGGUUGCAGAAAAGGCAGUCCUUGAUGGCAUUGCUGGAGUUCCUCCUGGAAGUCUAACUCCUGGAAAAUUGUUGGCUGUCAACAUUGCCAAGAAUAAGAUUACACCAGAAGAGGAUGUCGAAGCUGUGACCAAUGAUUAUGUCUAUUGUGUUGACGUACUGGGACCAUACGCUGACAUUCUGGUGGUCAAUGUUUCCAGUCCCAACACUCCAGGUCUUCGUUCUUUGCAGCAAGCCGACAAGUUACAACAUAUCCUGACGGGAGUAGUGAAUGCGGCCCACAAGGUUGAGCGACGCACACGACCUAAAGUUAUGGUCAAGGUUAGCCCUGAUGAGGACUCAGAAGAGCAGAUCUCUGGAAUAUGUGAAGCGGUUUGGGCUUCAGGAGUUGAUGGUGUUAUCGUGGGAAAUACCACAAACAGGAGACCCGACGCACUCCCCCAUCUGAGAGGGUUCUCCCCACUGGAAGAACAGCAUCUGCUGGAAACCGGUGGCUUUUCCGGGCCACAUCUCUUUGACCGCACAGUGUCGCUUGUCAAGAAGUACCGGAAGCUUCUAGUCGAGAAACCUCGCCAACCACAACAGCCAUCGAAAGCCAGAGGUGCACUUGAAGCCGAAGCUGAACGUAUCAAAGCCUCAAUUCAAGCAAGUACUGGAGUGCCGCCUACAUCAAACCCUGACCCAGUAGUAGCUUCUGUGGAUACUGGUGUUGUUCCAGCCCAUAAUAUAUCAGGAAAGAGUGACGCAGAGAAGCAGCCACUCAUAACAUUGCCCGAGAACCGAUUCUAUGACCAGACAGAAUCAGAACAAAACCAGUUGAAAAGUGCAAAUGACAUUCUGACGGAGACUGAUAGGCUCGCGGGUGAAAAGAAGCAGCUCCAAGCGAUUCAGGAAGCUCUUGAAAAGCUUCCAUCGCGGGCAGAGCGUGAUGCGAAGGAUCGAUCUGAGGCCAGUCCUCAUCUAGACUCGAUUGAUCAAUCCAAAGUUAUCUUUGCAACCGGAGGCAUCACGAAUGGCAAACAAGCGCUGGAAGUGCUAAACGCUGGUGCCAAUGUUGCCAUGAUCUACACAGCUCUGGUUUACGGUGGUGUGGGCACCAUCUCAAGAGUGAAAGACGAAAUGCGAGAAGAAAUGCAACAUCAGGUUAGGGAAAAGCGCGAGGCAAGGGAGAAAAAGUAG